UCUGAGCGUGUUGUUGUCGUCGGCGUUGGUCCUCGCAAGUUUCGAGUUUAGCGCUUGCAUGCUGUUCAUUUCUCACAAUACGCCGCUCAAAGUGCCAGUAUGUAUUGGCGCACCUUCCAACUAUCGGUGUCACUUCGAUUAGCGCAAAAUAUUCUGCCGAGAGCCGUUCGUAUUGUGCCAACGCCGCGCGUGUUGUGUGCUGCCCACAUCCACACGUCCCGUAGCAGACGCGACGCGAAUCCUCAAGGCAAGGGCCGAUCGUUUGUCCUCCAAAACCCGUUUCGUUGGCUCAGUCUCUUCUUCGAUUUCAUGUAUCUCAAGAACCAGUGGGACCCGGACUUCAACAGGUCCGAGUUUCUCGAAGGAACGAAGCAGGCGAUCUCUACUGUCCUUUCGCUUAUCGCAACCCAGAGGCUAGACGACUUGGCUGGGCUCGUAAAGAGAGAGGCUGUGAACCAGUUCAUCCAGGAAGUUUCACAGGAGUUGGGUUAUGGAAGCACGCAGCACCUCAAAGACCCUGAUGAUAUUGUUGCCAUGCCACAGAAAGUGGCACUGCAGUCUAUUGUAGACCAUAAAUACUGUGACAUUCACAUGCAAUUUAUUGUGAUGAAAAACUUGGAGAGGGACCAAGCCUCGGCAGACGUGCCUCGUAUCUUGGUGUGCUUCAUUUUUGCCAAAUUUCAUCGCAACUACACUGCAGGAGUCUUACCUGAAUGGACCAUUACGAAAUUGUCUCUCUUGCGAACAUCUUCGAUUUCGUGAUGGUGCUGAUGUAGCCUUUAAUGUGUGUUUGUAUUAAGUUAUGUCAUAUGCUUGGUAGCUAGCACCAGGUGUAUGUUGUGUACCAGCAUAGCACUGACAUGCCUCACAUGGAGAGUGAAAUAUGAAGCAGUACAAAGACAACUGACGUGCAUUUGUACAGAUUUCUCUCAACAAGCACCUUCCCAAACCCAAUUCCUUAUAGUAAUUGCUAUCCAGACCUCUACUCGGACAAAUGUAAAUG
Molecule: messenger RNA, 1003 nt
Organism: Rhipicephalus microplus (southern cattle tick)
Lineage: Eukaryota; Metazoa; Arthropoda; Arachnida; Ixodida; Ixodidae
Biological process (GO): protein insertion into mitochondrial inner membrane from matrix
Cellular component (GO): mitochondrial inner membrane
Molecular function (GO): ribosome binding
Source: RefSeq, a predicted model, not a curated record